AUGCAGUUCACACGGGUCAGCAGCCUGAGCCUCGCCUUGCUUCUGAGCAAGGGGACAGCUGGGCAAAAGCCGCUGGUGGACUCAGCAUCCUUACAAGCAGAUAUUUCUGCAGACAACCUGCGCGCGGACCUGGUGCAGUUCGACCAGAUUGCAACCGCCAAUGGUGGCAACAGAGCAUUCGGCUAUUCGGGCUACGAUGCUUCGGUCGACUUUGUAUGGAGCAAGAUCUCCCAGCUUGACGGCGUGAGGGCCUGGAAACAAGACUUUCCCGGUGUCUUCAGCCGGGAUUCUGGAGCCAAUCUGACAGUAAAUGACGUCCGUUAUGAGGCUUUCCCAGUCUAUACCUCUCCAUACACGCCCGCAGGCGGACUGACGGCUGAUGUCGUCGUCGGACCUGUAGGCAGUGCAGGCUGCGACAUUGAGGCUUACGCCGACCUUGAUGUCAGCGGCAAGGUCGUCUUGGUCGAGGCUGGUGACUGCCCAGGCGUGCGCCGCGGGUUUCUUGAGGGCAAGGUCGUUCCAGCUGCUAGGUCUGGUGCCAUCGCCGCUAUUAUCUAUAACAAUGUUACCUCGAGGCAGACUUCUGCAGGGUUCUCGAGGUCAGACCCGAACGACAUUCCUGCUCUGUUCAUCAACAACGCCCCAGGAUUGGAGCUUAAAGGGAGAGUCGAGUCCGGAGAAGAUGUCAAUGCCACCGUGGUGUCCGUGGAGAUCACAGACACUAGGAUCACCCAAAACGUUUUCGCUGAGACUGUUGAGGGUGAUCCUGAGAACACGAUUAUUCUUGGAGCUCAUCUUGACAGUGUCUCAGCCGGUGCUGGUCUCAAUGAUAAUGCAUCUGGGUCGUCACUUCUACUGGCACUCGUAACCGCCCUGUCCAAGUAUAGCACCAAGAAGCGGAUUCGAUUUGCCUGGUGGGGCGCGGAGGAGCGAGGACUACUCGGAUCGAAAUACUACGUCAACAACCUGUCACCAGAAGAGAGCGCCGAUAUCCUGGCCUACCUCAACUUUGACAUGGUAUCCAAGGGCUACUUUGGCGUAUUUGACGGUGACGGCAGCACGCACGGUGUUGCUGCCCCGCCCGGGUCUGGUGCCAUCGAGCAGCUCUUCGUGGCCGACUUCGCUUCCAAAGGCUUGCCGGUUACACCGGCCAGUUUCACGAACGGGAGUGACUAUGCUUCGUUCUGGAAGGUGCUAAACAAGCCCAUUGGUGGUCUUCACACUGGGACUGGGGUGGAACAAGACCCGUGCUAUCACGCGCCUUGUGACGGCAUCAACAACCCCAACAUUACGACGUUGACAAUCAACACCAGGCUCAUGUUCUUUCGAUUUUAG
Molecule: messenger RNA, 1335 nt
Organism: Diaporthe amygdali
Lineage: Eukaryota; Fungi; Ascomycota; Sordariomycetes; Diaporthales; Diaporthaceae
Exons: 5
Coding region: 1-1335 (444 amino acids)
Biological process (GO): proteolysis
Molecular function (GO): metalloexopeptidase activity
Source: RefSeq, a predicted model, not a curated record